UCGAAAAAAAUGAACAUUGAGGCUGUAAUUUACAAAAGUGUUAAAGACUUUAAAGGUGUAAAAUUAUUCAAUUUAUUAAAUGAUAUUGUUUUUAUUAGGUUUUUUUUCAAAUCAACAAAACUAUGAUCUCUGACCUUGACUCUUUCUGAUGCAGGAAUUGAUUUGCAGGAUAUUAGCUUAGAUAAGAGAUCUGUAAAGAGGAAUUCUAAACAAAGAUCAGAUUUUUUAUUUUAUUUUUUUUGUGGUUGAAUCAGCUGCUGCACCAAAACUUGAACUAUGUUCUGCUGUGGAGGUGCAGAAGAGGAAAACGCCGGGCCGCCUGCUAACCAAAACACAGCACCUCCUAGGGGGAACAAUCCUGUUGGUGGUGGGGAUAGAGGAGAGCCAAAAGCGGGUAAUGCAGCAAGAAGCGGUGCGCCAGUAAAAGCCUUGCCGAUAGAAUUGCCAGCUUUGUCAUUGGAUGAAUUGAACAAAUUAACUAACAACUUCAGUCAGAAGACAUUGGUGGGAGAAGGUUCUUAUGGACGCGUUUUUCAUGCAAAGUUAAGCAGUGGCGAAGAGGCGGCUAUAAAGAAAUUGGAUACCAGUUCUGCACAGGAUUCUGAUGCUGAAUUUGCAAAUCAGGUUUCGAUCGUUUCAAGGCUAAAGCACGAGCAUUUUACAGAGCUUAUAGGUUAUUGUUUGGAGCAAAAUAACAGAAUAUUGGUUUAUCAAUUUGCAACAAUGGGUUCUUUACAUGAUGUAUUGCAUGGAAGGAAAGGCGUACAAGGAGCAGCACCAGGACCUGCUCUAACAUGGGCACAAAGAGUUAAAAUUGCGUUUGGGGCUGCAAAAGGUCUAGAAUAUCUACACGAAAAAGUGCAGCCAUCUAUUGUUCACCGUGAUGUUAGAUCUAGCAAUGUCCUAUUGUUUGAUGACUUCAUGUCAAAAAUAGCAGACUUCAACCUGACGAGUGCAUCUUCCGACACAGCAGCUCGCUUGCACUCGACUAGAGUCUUGGGAACAUUUGGCUACCAUGCUCCUGAGUAUGCCAUGACCGGGCAGAUAACUCAAAAAAGUGAUGUAUAUAGUUUCGGUGUGGUUCUUCUAGAGCUUUUGACUGGAAGAAAGCCGGUAGAUCAUACCAUGCCCAAAGGGCAACAAAGUCUGGUUACUUGGGCAACUCCCCGAUUGAGUGAAGAUAAAGUAAAACAAUGUGUUGAUCCCAAGCUUAAUGACAAUUAUCCAGCAAAGGCAGUGGCCAAGAUGGCAGCAGUAGCAGCAUUAUGUGUUCAAUACGAAGCCGACUUUAGGCCUAACAUGACAAUUGUGGUCAAGGCUUUGCAGCCUCUUCUGAAUGCUGCUAACAAACCAGCAGGCCCGGAUGCACAAGCGUAAUACAGAU
This is a messenger RNA of Amaranthus tricolor (Joseph's coat), 1384 nucleotides long. Its product is annotated as probable protein kinase At2g41970. The transcript is spliced from 7 exons. Gene Ontology annotation, molecular function: protein tyrosine kinase activity; ATP binding. Gene Ontology annotation, biological process: protein phosphorylation. The coding region runs from base 277 to 1377 and encodes 366 amino acids. The record is from RefSeq and is a predicted model, not a curated record. NCBI's taxonomy places the organism in Eukaryota, Viridiplantae, Streptophyta, Magnoliopsida, Caryophyllales, Amaranthaceae.